This is a messenger RNA of Conger conger (European conger), 1504 nucleotides long. RefSeq names its product transmembrane protein 170B (gene tmem170b). The record is from RefSeq and is a predicted model, not a curated record. Gene Ontology annotation, cellular component: plasma membrane. NCBI's taxonomy places the organism in Eukaryota, Metazoa, Chordata, Actinopteri, Anguilliformes, Congridae. Bases 123 to 590 code for a protein of 155 amino acids. Gene Ontology annotation, biological process: negative regulation of canonical Wnt signaling pathway. The transcript is spliced from 3 exons.
GGACAGAGAAGACGAGCCACCGGCCCUACCUUUCCCCAUCCAGAGGCGACCGCCGAGCUGAGACAGCGGCUCACCUAGAGGGGGGCACCCCGAAGGAAAAACGUCCUCUUGCCGCCUCCUCGAUGUCUUCUCCAAGACCCUCGUACAGCAAUUUGACAAAGGGGGGUGCGACCCGGCGCAGUGGCGGCGGCAGAGACAUGAGCCGGGAUUAUACCAUCAACCUGUCGGUGCGGCAGGUUUUGGGUCUGUGGGUCCAGGGCUCGGUGCCCACUCUCCAGCACUUUGCAGAGAUGUGGUACUGGGUGUUCCUCUGGUGCCUGUUCUCCUCUCUGCUGGUCCACGGUGCGAUGGCGCUCCUGAUGCUCAUCACACUGCAGAGACACAGGAGGGGGCGCCUGAUCACCCUGCUGCUGGUCAGCGUGGGCUUCCUGGCCUCGCUCAUCGGAGGCGUCAUCACCAGUGCGGCUGUGGCCGGGGUGUACCGUGUUGCUGGGAAGGACAUGGCACCUCUCGAGGCCUUGGUAUUUGGGGCAGGACAGACAACCCUCAGCAUCCUCAUCUCCUUCUCCCGAAUCCUCGCCACGCUCUGAUUGGGCAUCUCACCCCAGCCGUGGACCUACUGACCGAGAGGGGAUGGGCUUGGCACCGCAGCAGAACCAAUGGGAGCCGGAGGGUAGAGCCAGAGAGAGGAACAGCAGCCGGCCCAUUGGCUGAGAGGGCUGACACGGUGACACUCUUGUCCUGGAAUGGGGGUGAAGGAGACAGUCUCUCCGGUGAUUGGUUGAAGGUGGUUUUGAGCAUCUGCUCCACAGCGCCCCCUGCCUCUCUCUCUGCUGAAGCGCAGUGACCCCCGUGGACUGGCACAUGUCAGCAUGCACUUCACCUGACUGGCCUACUGCCAGCGUUGUGGUCUCUUCCUGAAAGGAGGUGUAUAGCACAGAAACAGGAAGUGCUUUGAGCCACACAUUAGCCUGUGUGUUAAAGGUCCCAUAUUGUACACCUUUCCAGUGUUUUAUUUUACAUCCUAAUAAUUCAAUUUUGUGGUCUUAAGUACCAAAAACAAUCUCCAUCCAGGUUUACAUGUCCAUUCUCCAGCACCUCUCAUGAGCUUUGCCAAGAACAGGCUGUUUUAGUGACUGUAUCUUUAAGGCUCAUCGAACCUCUGUUCUGAUUGGCUGGCUGGCUGGCUCCAAUGAACUGAAUGCCAUCUGUGCUGAGCACUUGGAUUUGUUCCGGCUAUAAGGGGGGCAGUGCUGAAGCAAAUGAGUGUAUUGUUGUGAUGUCAUAAAUUCACGGAAGUCCAACCGGCUCGUUUAAAUGUAUAUUGUCUUCAUACGGAUUGUGCGGAUUUAUUUAUGGACUGUGCGUUUUGAUACUUUCACAGUGUUUUUAUAACACCUUCAACUCCUUUAUAAUCCACAGUGCAACAUCAUUUUCCACAAUAUGGGACCUCUAAGUCAUAUUUCUGCUGCGUCAGCAUUUAAUAUGUCGCUGUCUAAUGUGA